UGUGAACGUAGCGUAAGUAGGCUCAGAUCCAUUGACCGCUGUCCAACACCAGGCGGCAACGUUGUGCAACACUGAAAAAGCUACGCCGGCAUUUAGCGCACUUCGAUGUGCAUUAAUUGAGAGACGUUUACCAAUUUUCAAUUGCCAACGCCAAACGGCAGCGCCAGCGCCUUUUCGACUCCAACGCAUCCUCAGCUCAGGGCGUUGGCAGCACGUGCACAGACAUCCUCAUCAGUUGGCGGCACAGUUCAGUUGGCGUCAUGGCCAUGCCUUCGAUCUCGACGCUGGUGGGCGUGGCGUUUUUAGCCUACAUCCUGCAUUCCAUAUACCAAAUGUCGCAGCUCUUCACGACGCUCAAGUGCAGCGACUCGCCCUGCUACACAUCCUUUCUGGCGGAGCGGCCGCGUCUGCAGCUGGCGCUGUUCAGCUCGCUGACACGUAAUCCGAUUGCCACCGAGGUGCAGGAUCUGUACAAGACGAAGCGCUUCGAUUACGGCAAAUCCUUCGAUCAGGACUUCAAGCUGGACGUGCCGCUCAAGACGCGCCGCAACGGCACGCUCUACCUGCAUGUGGUGCUGGCGCUGGAGGGCGAGCCGCUUGAGUGGCGCACCCUGCGCCGCGAGGGUCCCACCGUGCUGCACACGCUCAGCAUGUGCGAGUACAUGUUGCCGCGUGCCGAGGCCUUCAAUCUGCUGGGCGAUGGCGAGAAGCAGUCGUCGUCAUCGCCGCCGGCAGCGCCUGUCAAGCCGGCAUCUGUGCCGGGUCGACCCAUCACACACAUACGAAGCGAUGUGUACGUGACGCUGCUGACGGAUCUGUUUGCGCUGUCGCAGGCGGACGUGCCGCCAGAGAUGGCCCAGCUGAUACGCGUGAAUCGCAUGCAACAAAUACUGCCCAUACUGCAGACGGACAUGUUCAAUACACGGCUCAAGGAUCUGGUUGCCGUGACGAGCAACACCACCGAAUUCACAUUCCGCUUCCAUUACAAGCCCGUCGGCGUGGGCAAGCUGCGCCUGAUGCUGCUCAUGGAGCACGCCACACAGGCGCUGCAGGCAUUCGGAUUUGCCAGCAAGGACAUUGACGAGGUCAAGGGCAUCUUCUCCGAUACGAAUGUGUACCUGCUCUGCGGCACCAUCUUCGUGUCCAGCAUUCACAUGCUCUUCGACUUUCUGAGCUUCAAGAAUGACGUGUCCUUUUGGCGCCAGAAACGCUCCUACGAGGGCUUGUCCACGCGCACCACACUCUGGCGCGCCUUCUCGCAGAUCGUCAUCUUUCUGUAUCUGCUGGACGAGCAGACAUCGUAUCUGGUGCUGGUGCCCGUCGGCCUCGGCACGCUGAUCGAGCUGUGGAAAUGCAAGAAGAUAUUGCGGCUCGAGCUGAGCUUCAGCUCGUUCAUCAGCCGCAAACUGGAGGAGGUGGAUCAGCGCAACGGGCAAGCACAGCCCGCCGCUGGCCAGUUGGCCGAGCAGCAGACGCAGCAAUUCGAUCGCGAGGGCAUGCGCUAUCUCAGCUAUCUGCUGUAUCCGCUGUGCCUGGGCGGCGCUGUCUAUUCGCUGCUGUAUCAGCCGCAUCGGUCCUGGUACAGCUGGACCCUCAACUCGCUGGUGAAUGGCGUCUAUGCGUUUGGGUUUCUGUUCAUGCUGCCGCAGCUGUUUGUCAACUACAAGCUCAAGUCUGUGGCGGCUCUGCCCUGGCGUGCCUUCAUGUACAAGGCCUUCAAUACGUUCAUCGACGACUUCUUUGCCUUCAUCAUCACCAUGCCGACGGCUCAUCGUGUCGCCUGUCUGCGCGACGAUAUUGUGUUCCUUAUCUAUUUGUAUCAGCGCUGGCUCUAUCCGGUGGACGCAACGCGCGUCGAUACGGGCCUGGCCAUUGAUGAGACGCCUCCGGCUCGUGGCACCGGCUCCGGGUCUCGCCCCAAGCGCGACUAAAGCCUCGCUCCGGCUCACGACAUCACAAUGCUAAGUAGCUGCAUAUUCCGUCGAUUUGUUUAGCAAAUAGUUGCAACCAUUGGCUGUAAUCAAUAUACCCUACACACACACACCCCCAAACACACACACACAACCAUGUAAGUGUUUAUUGUAGCAAAUGCAAGCGUCUCCACGUAACA
Molecule: messenger RNA, 2110 nt
Organism: Drosophila novamexicana
Lineage: Eukaryota; Metazoa; Arthropoda; Insecta; Diptera; Drosophilidae
Product: cleft lip and palate transmembrane protein 1-like protein
Exons: 2
Coding region: 261-1931 (556 amino acids)
Cellular component (GO): endomembrane system; membrane
Source: RefSeq, a predicted model, not a curated record